CGAGGAGUCGAGGGUUAUAAAGCGCCCGCCGCCGCCGCCGCCGCUGCUGUUGGUCCGUCGCCUCUCCAGUCGCCCCCUCGCGAGUCGUGGCCGUCCCGGACGGACCUGCCAGCGCCUCCGGAGCAGCCCCGCUCCCAGUGCCGUCCACGCAGCCGGCCCCUGCCGACCGGGCGGGGGGGAAGCAGCCGGGCCCCGGCGGAGCAGCGCGGUCCGCGAGGAGCAGAUUUAUCAGCCGCUCGAUGGGGAUUCGCAUCUCUUCUUCACCUUUGUGUAGCCAGCAGAACGACUUCAGCACCUCUUCGUUUCUCAUUAUGAAACUGGUAUUAACUGAAUGGCAAUUAUGGAUUUUUAACUCUAAAUCCCAGUAAGCAAAAAAAAAAAAAAAAGAACCACCCCACAACAACAACCACAACAACAAAAGGAAGCCCGCCAAGCCAUAUGUUGGGAAAAAAAUCCUUUCUUUCUACCAAAUAAGUUUGGAUGUUCCUCUACGAAUGUUGGAAAAGCCUUUGUGAAGAUUCGAUGCCAAACCCCCCCAACCCCGUUUUGCUCCUGAGGGAAAUUACAAAUAUUUGCUUGCGCACAAGGAACGGGAUGCCAUGAGGAACAGCGGAAGGCACCCUAAUUUAUUGCAAGAGAUGACAGAAUUAUUUAUAUAGAGAUUUUUUUAAAAAACAAAACAAAAAAAAAGGAGAAAUUUUUUUAAAAUCUAUAUAUAGAGAUAAUAGAUAUAUAGAUAUAGAUAUACAAAAAUAUAUAUUGUAUUUUUUAUGGUGAUGAAAAUGGCUCCCCAGAAUGCUGACUCAGAAUCUAUGCAAGUCCAAGAGCUUCCGGGCGUUCAGCUCCAGAAACCGGAAAAAGAGCGCGAGAGCAAAGAAGAGACGAUUAGCGAAGGAUCCAUAGACCGUAUCCCGGUACGGCUAUGGGUGAUGCACGGCGCCGUCAUGUUUGGCAGGGAAUUUUGCUACGCGAUGGAGACAGCUUUGGUGACACCGGUAUUGUUACAAAUUGGUCUUCCUGAACAGUACUACAGCCUCACCUGGUUCCUUAGUCCAAUCCUGGGCCUGAUUUUUACCCCCUUAAUUGGUUCGGCCAGCGACCGCUGCACCCUCAGCUGGGGACGCCGACGGCCGUUCAUUCUCGCCCUUUGCAUUGGGGUCCUCAUUGGCGUCGCCCUUUUCUUAAACGGAUCCGUUAUUGGCCUUGCUAUCGGAGAUGUCCCAGACAAGCAGCCCAUUGGCAUUGUCCUCACCGUGCUCGGCGUGGUGGUGCUGGACUUCUGCGCUGACGCGACUGAGGGGCCCAUCCGCGCCUAUUUGCUGGAUGUGGUGGACAGCGAAGAGCAGGAUAUGGCCCUCAACAUCCAUGCUUUUUCAGCCGGCCUGGGAGGAGCCAUUGGCUACAUGCUGGGCGGCCUCAACUGGAUGCAGACCAUCUUAGGCAGCCUCUUCAAAUCCCAGGAGCAAGUCCUCUUCUUCUUUGCCGCCAUUAUCUUCUCUGUUUCCGUUGUCCUCCACCUAUGCAGCAUCGAAGAAGAGCAAUACAACCCUCAGCAGGACCGGAUCGACGAUGAAGCGGAGACCCUCUCGAGCGUCAAGAUGAGCGGCAGCCUCCCUCCCUUCAACCGGCUCAACGUCAUCAAUGAGGAGGAUCCUUACGGGAACUCCCUCUUCCCAGACGAGGUCCAGUCCGAACAAGACCUCAACCUGGAGUUCCUGGAGGUGGACAUUGUCAGGAGUAAGAGCGAUUCGGUCCUGCACAUGCCGGACGCCACCCUCGAUAUGGAAUCAGAGCUGCUUUUCCUUCACGAGAUCGAGCCUUCCAUUUUCCAGGAUUCGUCCUCCCCGGCGACGCCGCGCAGCACCAGCCAAGAACUCAUGAAAUCCAAAUUCAACCGCUUGUCCGCUUUCCUCAGGGAGAACGAGAAGGAGGACGAAGUGUUACUUGAGAACCACUUGAACGAGGCCAAAGUCCCCAACGGGAACGGCUCCCUACCAAAAGAUCUCCUGAAUGGGCACAUCCAGGUGGGCAUGAAGCAGUCGUGCACCUCAAGCUCCAUGCGCCGGCGGAGACACAUGUUCUACCGCCAGCCUUCGAACACCUUCUCCUACUAUGGGAAGAUCGGGUCCCACCACUACCGCUUCCGGCGGGCCAACGCGGUAGUCUUGAUCAAGUCCUCUCGGAGCAUGAACGACAUCUACGACAUGCAGAAGAGGCAGCGGCAGAGGUACAGGCACCGGAACCCGAGCGGCGCCACCAAUUCCAGCGGAGACACGGAAAGCGAGGAAGGCGAAACGGAGACCACCGUGAGACUCUUGUGGUUGUCCAUGCUGAAGAUGCCCAAAGAGCUGCUGCGGCUUUGCGUUUGUCACCUCUUGACCUGGUUUUCCAUCAUUGCUGAAGCCGUCUUCUACACCGACUUCAUGGGGCAGGUCAUCUUCCAUGGUGAUCCCAAGGCUCCUUCUAAUUCGACCGAACUGCAGGACUACAGCGCUGGCGUCCAGAUGGGUUGCUGGGGCUUGGUCAUCUAUGCUGCUACUGCUGCUGUGUGUUCAGCUUUACUCCAGAAAUACUUGGACAAUUAUGACUUGAGCAUACGAGUGAUCUACAUCUUGGGCACCCUGGGGUUCUCCAUCGGCACAGCGGUGAUGGCCAUUUUUCCCAACGUCUACGUCGCCAUGAUCAUGAUCAGCACCAUGGGAAUUGUUUCGAUGAGCAUCUCCUAUUGCCCCUAUGCACUCCUGGGACAGUACCAUGACAUCAAGCAGUACAUCCAUCACAGCCCUGGCAACUCCAAGCGAGGUUUUGGCAUCGAUUGUGCCAUCUUGUCGUGCCAGGUCUACAUCUCCCAGAUCCUGGUAGCUUCUGCCCUGGGAGGUGUGGUGGAUGCCGUGGGCACCGUCCGGGUCAUCCCUGUCGUGGCAUCCGUGGGCUCUUUCCUGGGCUUCUUGACGGCCACCUUCUUGGUGAUUUACCCAGAUGUUGGGGAGAGUUUGAAGGAAGAGCAGAAGGCGUUGGCCCCACCUGCCGCAGCCGAAAACAGCGGUGGGAGCGAGGAGAAACCGACGGUGAUCAAACUCAGCCGCGGAAAAGAUCCAGCUGCGCCAGAGGUGGAAAGCGAGUCAGCGGUGUGAAGGCGUCCCGGCCUCUCACACACAUUCCAAGCAAUCCAGAUGCAAAACCCAGAACAUCCUUCAAAGCAACAUUUUGAAUUUUUAGCGGGGCGGCUUCCCGCUGUUUUAAUUUGCAGCAGGGGAUUUUACGGGGGAGAAAGGUCCUUUCGCGCAAUUGCGGAGCUCGGAGAAUUUUCGUGCUGACUGCUUUCUCUACCAUCCAGGGGAAAAAAAAAAAUCUCUGUUUCUUAGAGGUGUUUUUAACGAAGAGAAACACUUUUCGGAUUUCCGAGAUGUUUUUUUUUAAAUCAACAAGCAGGAAAACAUCCUUCUGUUUUUGGGGUUUUUAAAAGUCAUGGCGUUCCUUUUCUCUCUCUUUUUUUUUUUCUUCCCCGUGCCAAUUAUUCAUUUGGACAUUUCAUUAUUUUUUUGACAAUUGGACAGUUUGGGAUUUAAAUUAAGCUGUUCUUACUUCGGCAUUUUUUUCCCCCCCCAGGAAAAAAACAGCUUUUAUUUUGAUCAGGCCGUGUGGUUUUUCUUAAGACAAUCAAUUGCAGCUGGUUGAAAUGUGUGCAUUUGUAGAAUUGAUGCAAUAUUAAAAUCGACAGCUUUCCUUGGUUGGGGGAGGGGGUGUUCCCUCCCCCUCCUCUUCCUCUUUUGAACUUUGGCCUGGAACUCAUUAUUUUGGGAGUCACUGCUAUUUUCGCCCCCAAUUUUAUGCGAAAUUAUUGCAGCGGAGUGAACAGUGGGAGCGCGUGUUCAUUUAUUUAUUUUUAAAUAAAAAUAAAACCCUCAGGCUGAUGGGGUCAUUUUUUCACUUAGGACCCCAGGCAACCUGGAUCCAUAGAAGCUGUUUUGGUGGAAGGAAAGAGAAUUUCAGCCAGUUUGGGAUAGUGUGAAAAAGAACCAGGGCUGCGGGGAGGGAGGGGUAAAGGUAGUGACUAUUGAUAACCCACAAACUGGGUCAAUUUGAAUUUUUCGAUUUUUCUUUUUCCCAGCUUAGUGGCAUUUAAAUGUCCUUAAAUGUCCUCCUUUGCGACAAAGCUGCUUGGGGAAUCUCCAUCGUCAGUCUCUUCAAGGAUGGAUUCCCUUGGGUUUUGUUUUUUUUGGG
This is a messenger RNA of Notechis scutatus (mainland tiger snake), 4224 nucleotides long. It is a transcript of the gene SLC45A4, whose product is annotated as solute carrier family 45 member 4. Gene Ontology annotation, biological process: transmembrane transport. NCBI's taxonomy places the organism in Eukaryota, Metazoa, Chordata, Lepidosauria, Squamata, Elapidae. The record is from RefSeq and is a predicted model, not a curated record. Gene Ontology annotation, molecular function: sucrose:proton symporter activity. Gene Ontology annotation, cellular component: membrane.